Messenger RNA from Synchiropus splendidus (mandarinfish), 6162 nucleotides. It is a transcript of the gene pks1, whose product is annotated as polyketide synthase 1. The record is from RefSeq and is a predicted model, not a curated record. The transcript has 6 exons. Gene Ontology annotation, biological process: fatty acid biosynthetic process. Gene Ontology annotation, molecular function: 3-oxoacyl-[acyl-carrier-protein] synthase activity; fatty acid synthase activity. Lineage: Eukaryota; Metazoa; Chordata; Actinopteri; Syngnathiformes; Callionymidae. The coding region runs from base 1 to 6162 and encodes 2053 amino acids.
AUGGAGGCAACGGAUGAGGCUGUUGCUGUGAUCGGGAUGGGCUGCAAUUUCCCCGGAGGUGAAGGCUUGGAGAAUUUCUGGAAGGUUCUGUUGGAGGGAAGAAACUGUGCUGUUGAUAUUCCAGCGGAUCGGUUCCACGUGGCUUCGUGGUUCGAUCCCGAUGAAGGAAAACCCGGGAAGACGCAGACGACCCGAGCGGCCCUUAUUGACGGGUUUAAUGAGUUCGACCACAGGUUUUUUGGCAUUUCAGAGGCGGAGGCUGAGUUCAUGGACCCCCAGCAGAAGCUUCUUCUGCAGUGCAGCUUCAGGGCGCUGGAGGAUGCCGGGGUCCCCCUGGAGGACAUUAGCGGAACCAGAACCGGAGUUUACAUUGGUCUAAUGAACAAGGACUAUGAGAUGAUCCGUAGCAACUGUCCCACCACUAUGAACCACUACAGCGGCACGGGGACGGCCAUGAGCAUCGCUGCUAACCGAAUCUCCUUCACCUUCAACCUCACCGGCCCCUCUUUCGCCAUCGACAGUGCUUGUUCUUCCUCGUUGGUGGCGCUGCACGUUGCCCGACAGGCCAUAACACAAGGGGAGUGCGACAUGGCUCUGUGUGGAGGAGUGAGCUGCAUCAUCGAGCCCAGAGUGUUUGUAGCUCUCAGUAAGGCAAAGAUGAUCUCACCUGAUGGAACCAGCAAACCCUUUUCCGACAAGGCAGAUGGCUACGGACGAGGAGAAGGAUGCGGUGUCGUCCUACUGAAGCCACUUGAAAAGGCUAAACAGGACGGGAACAAAAUCUGGGGUGUCAUCAGCAAAACUGCGAUCAACCAAGACGGACACUCAGUGUCUCCCAUCACCAAACCUUCAAGGACUCAACAGGAGGAGCUACUGAGAGGGAUCUAUACGGACAUUGACCCGGCGCAUGUUCAGUACGUCGAAGCGCACGGCACUGGGACCCCGAUCGGAGACCUGACUGAGGCCGCCAGCAUCUCAAACGUCAUUGCCAAAACCAGACCUCCAGGAUCAGAAGCACUCUGCAUCGGUUCAGUCAAAGGUAACAUCGGGCACACGGAAUCUGCCGCCGGAGUGGCAGGACUCAUCAAGGUGCUGUUGAUGAUGAAGCACCAGGCGUUUGUCUCUUCCGUUCUAUAUUCUCAAGGAGCAUCAAGCGUUGAUCCCAAAUCACUUGGUUUGAAUGUCUUGUCGAAAGUAGAAAGGUGGAACACAAGUGGAUCAGCGUGUAGGGUCGCUGGAAUAAACAGCUUCGGGUUUGGGGGGACAAACGCACACGCUGUUGUCAGGGAGUUCAGACAAGUCGAAGCUCCACAAAUGAGGCCUAAAAUCCUGCCAAACCUCUUUGUUCUGUCUGCAGCUUCAGAGAAAUCACUGGUAAAGUCUCUCUCAGAUACCAGCCAAAGGCUUUCUGACUGUCGAACCUCUGACUUGGAGGCAUUGUGCUUCACCUCUGCGUGUGCCAGGAGUCACCAGAAACACAAGUACAGGAAGGUGUUGUUGGUGUCAACUGUUUCAGAUCUACUGGAUCAUGUAAAGUCAGAGUCAAGCUGUACCUCGCCAGUUGGCAACACUGAGGUUGUGUUUGUCUUCAGUGGAAAUGGGGUGGCGUACAGAGGGAUGUGCCGCCAGCUCUUCAGGGAGUUUCCUGUUUUCAGGGUGAAGGUCAAAGAAGUUGAGGCAUUGUUCAGAAAGCACAAAAGGACACACUUAUCCGAGAUGUUUGAUGAUAGUGAAUGUGACUUAGGCAAACCGGGUGUGGUCCAGCCUCUUCUCUUUGCCAUCCAGGUUGCUAUAGUUGCCCUCCUGAAGGAGUGGGGUGUCACACCCGAUGUCGUACUCGGACACUCUCUGGGCGAAGUGGCCGCUGCACACUGUUCGGGUCUUCUGUCUCUGGAGGACGCCGUAAAGGUGGUGCACCACCGCAGUGCUCUUCAGAGUACAGUCACAGGAGGCAAGAUGCUUGCUGUUGGAAAUGUAGCCGUGGCUAAAGUGGUGGAAGUUCUGGAGGAGUUUUCUGGAAAGAUUUGUGUUGCUGCUGUCAACAGCCCUCAGUCCUGCACUCUGUCGGGAGAGAGGGAUGCUGUAGACGCCAUUCGGGAUACUUUAAAGAAGAGUUUUGUGGGAGAAAAUAUUUUUCUUUGUGAUUUAAGCGUUUCGUCUGCCUACCACAGCCACCUGAUGGACCCGGUCAUGGACGACGUCAGGAGUAGAAUCCAGCGUUUGGAUGUUCAUGACAAGCAUUGCAAACUUUUCUCGACGGUGUCAGGGGCCGAGGGUCUGGAUGAGGAUUUCACGACUGGCGAGUACUGGGCGAAGAACAUCAGGGAGCCGGUUUUAUUUGAACAAACUCUCCGAGCCCUUUCACAAAACAACAAGAAAUCGAAGGUGUUUGUAGAGAUCGGGCCGCGGAGGGCUCUGCAGAAGAACAUACAGGAGACUCUUGGUCAUGAUGCGCUUGUUCUACCGUCCGUCCAGCCGGAGACAGAACUGGAAACGGUCUUGACGACAGUGGGGAAACUCUUUGAGCUUGGUGUCAACGUGUGCUGGCGGAAGAUUUACCAAGAUCGCACAACAUUACGCACAGACUUCCCCAUCUAUCAUUUUGACAACACGAAGAAGAGAUUGUUUUUUGAAGCUAUCAGAAGAGGCGACGAGCCGCCAUCUCGCUGUCAGCACGUGCUCCUGUCUCAAACGAAGGGGGAGAGCGGUGAAUAUGUUUGCAACCUCUCAGCUCAGGCCCUACUGUAUCUGCAGGAACAUAAGUACGACAGCAUGUCGAUAGUUCCCGGUGCCUUCUACGUGGAGCUAGCGUUUUCCUCGCUGUUGGCUCACUUAAAAACAAAGGUUUCCUCGCUCCAGCUGAGCUUAAGCUUUCAGAAUCUGCUCACAAUCAGCUCCAACAAUCAGCUGUUGAAAGUGACUCUGUCAGAACGUGAUAGUACUUUCAAAAUACAGUCUUCUGUGGCAACACACGCCACUGGGACAUACCAGCAUGCAGAGCCACGACCAUUGUUUGAGGAAUCGGACAUAGCUAUCAAUGUCGUCAUGAAAAGGUGCAACGUAACGAUAAAGAAGCUGGAGAUUUAUCGCAUUCUUUCUCAAGCUGGAUUUCACUAUGGUUCUGUCUUUAAACGCCUGGAAGAUGUUCACUAUGGACAUGAACUCAAGGAAGCCGUCACUUCAAUCAGUGUACCGUACGGGUUAGUGCCGCAGUCCUAUUCCGUCCACCCAGUGUUGCUGGACUGCUUCCUGCAGAUGUCGGCAGUUGUGGCUUUAGGGUGUCUCACAGCCAAACCAGGAUUCCCCUCCCAGAUUGGCAGCAUCAUUGUGUCGGGACCCCUUCAUGAGGAGAUGGUUCUCUACCUACGAUCUACACGAGAAUGCCCAGACUUUCUUGAGGUUUGCGGCUGUUUUGCUACCAAAGAUGGAAAAGUUACUGUGGAACUUAGGGAUGUACGAAUUUCAUUUUUGGGACAGUCAAAUAUCGAUUCAUUGUUUUUUCACAACAAUAUGGUCCCAGUCUACAAUGAGACAACCCCAUCCUUGAAACUCAAAGCUUUAGUUUUUGAAGAUAGUCUUGGAAUCGCUGGAGCUCUGAAGCCAUUGCUGCAUCGAGAGUCCAAGUUUGUAACAGCACCUGAGACUAACCGACUCAGCGACAUAGUCAAGCUGACAGUCAGCCAUAACAUGACGGACGUCCUAUUCAUCUGGGGUGUCGAGGAUCUGAGCCAUUUAUCCUCAGAGAGAAUUUUCCAAUGUCUCUUGAAAUGCUGUGAGCAGUUCCGUCAGGUUGUCCUUGCUCUGAAACAUGCCAGACACUCUGUCGCACUUCGAGUCAUCACCCUCAAGUCCUCAGAAACCAGUGUUGACCACAUCAGUUGUGGUUUUGUGUUGUCUGGUAUGAUGAGAGCCUGUGCAGCCGAGGUCCCUGAGCUUUCCUUCCAGCUUCUGGACCUCGGUUCCACGACAAGAGAAGACAUUGAAGCUCUGGCCCGGGCGAUGAGCUCCUGUAAACAAGAGGUCACCAUCAGCAGAGGAAAAUCAUCUGCGGCGAUGAUAGCACACACCACAACAGUGGCAUCCACCAGGCGUGACAUACCCUUAAUGCCCCUGAAAGACUUUGACCUGCAGACUGCAAGCCCCUACAUUGCCAAGCAGUUGACUGCUGUCGCUCGUGGUGAGAUCCAGAAUAUAGUACCAGACAAUUCAGUCCAGGUGCAGCUCACAAAACUGUGUGUGCACUCAUCUGAUUACUUUGCCAUCACACUUUCACAAGUGAGUCACGGAAAGUCAUUGUACUGGGAUAGACAGAGUCACCCACUCCUGGCGCUAGAUUUUUGUGGCAUUGUCACCGCUGUUGGGAAAAAUGUAAACCAUCUCAGAGUCGGAGAUCAGGUUGUCUCAUGUUACCCAACAGCCGCAAGAGAUACGGUAACAAUACCGCAUUCUGUGUGCUCGCCCACAGCCAGAUUCACUUUCCUCAGCCAAUUCCCGUGUGUCUCCUUUUUCAUCCUGGCCUGGAAGAUCAUGCAGGAGACGCUUCCGAAAGUUCAACAGUCGAGAAAAAUGGCCAUAAUUUCCUCCAACGUUGCGUCUGUGUUAACGAAAGUGUUGGCCUUGACAGCGAUCAGGUCGGGAUGGAACGUGACCUGCCUGCCGCACUUCAGAGAAGACGUUGUCAGGGUUGAUCGAUGCCACGCUUUGGUUUGCCUGCCUCCGUGUGAUGACUCGUGGAAGGACGCUCUAGUCAACGACGGGAUACAGAGGGAUGUCGUCGUUCUGCGCAGCUCUUUCAUGACACCAGCAGAUGAUACGUUUUUGCCAAAGACCGACUUCUUGCGAGUGCAUAUGCUCGACGUUGCAAACAUUCUCCAACCAGCCAAUCUCAGGGCACAAAACAGGAAGGUCUUUGACUGGAUUUCUUCUCUUGGUUUUGAUGAUUUAACUCUGCCUCUGAAAGCUGAGACCUUCCAGGUGACCAACGCAGCAGAUGCUCAGAUUAACCCUGAGUCCUACUUUACUUCAAAAACACUGCGGCAGGUUGUACUAGAACAUAGAGCAGCAGGUUGUCCGCCGUCAUAUAUCCCCUUUCUUGACCAGCGGUCACAACUCUUUAGAAAGAACUGCGUGUACAUCGUGACUGGUGGUCUCACUGGGUUGGGACUGGAGACAGUGAAGUUCAUCGCCCAUAACGGCGGUGGUCGUAUAGUGACGCUCUCCAGACGCUCUCUGACUGACGACAUGCAGUUAGAAAUGGAGCUGCUCCAGAAAAGAUGCUGCGUCGAAAUAGCGAAUAUCAGGUGUGACGUUUCCGUGUCCAGCCAGGUGACCGAGUCGAUCAUGAAAGUUGAACAAGUGUUUCAGUCCUGUCCGAUCAAAGGAGUGUUCCACAGCGCCGCCGUCUUGCAUGAUGGACUGAUAGAGAAUUUGGAUGAAGCCCUCUUCCGUAAGGUUCUGCAUCCCAAAGUGGGCGGGGCUCUGAACCUCCACUUUGCAACACUUCACAAGAAACUGGACUUCUUUGUUUGCUACUCUUCAAUCUCUUCGUUUAUCGGCAACGCUUCGCAAUGCAACUACGCUGCGGCAAACUCAUUCCUGGACAUGUUCUGCCAUUAUCGGAGAAACCACGGACUCGCUGGACAGUCCAUCAACUGGGGUCCUCUGAACCUCGGACUCUUGUUAGACAAGGACCAUUUCCAGAAGUUUCUGGAGACAAAGGGCAUGAUGGUGAUGGACGUGUGUGAGAUUCACGACGCUCUCAAAAAGUGUCUUCUCCUGAACAGACCCCAACAAGUCAUUUGUAAGUUCAACUUCAGAAACCUCAAUCGCCAUGUUCUUUCUCAGAACGAGUCACUCCGAGAACGUCUGUCCACCCUGGUGGAAGCUGAGCUGAAAGACCAGUUGGCUGAAGAACCAGGAACCUCUGAGCUUUCGUCCGUCCAUGACUGCGUGAGAAGAACAGUUAGCAAUAUAAUAAACAUCAGCAUUGGUGAGCUGCAUGACGACUCGACUUUGUGUUCGCUAGGGAUCGACUCGAUGUUGGCCAUGACGCUGCAGAACAAGGUAUUUCAAGACACUGGUGUCAAUGUGCCAUUAGUUCACAUUCUGGACCCGACCAGCACCACAGGUAGUUUGGUCGCGUUUCUAGAGAACUCUAAAUGA